CAUAUUUGUUUAAAUGUACAUAAUAAUUAAUUUGUUUUUACAUUUCAAUUCAGUAGGAAUCUUAACUUGGGUAUACUAAAACAUAAUGUUCAAUAAACGUUGAUCAUUUUAAAAUAAAUAUAAAAUAAUGUCGGAUUUAACCUUCAUUCGCUCAAUCAUAUCACUCUGUAGGCAAUCUCUCAGUGGAGAUAAGCUCUCAAUUAAAUCAGCCGAUGAUCAGAUGUCAUUGCUGGUUAAACCUGAUUCUUCAGAAACAGAUCUUAAGAUUGUACUAAUAUUUAAGAUCAUCUUAGCCCCUCAAGCUAUAUCUUCAAUUGAGAAUACACUUACGGAUGAUGAUUUAUCUGGGCUUAAGUAUGCAACUGCCGAUGUUCAGCUUUGGUCUGCGAUAUUUAUAAAGAACUACAUUAAGGCUAAUUUUGACACCUCAGAAUCAUUCGGAGGAGUGAGUGAAUCUAUAAAGAAUAUAAUCAAGUCAUUCCUGAUAAUUUCAACACUGAACAGUGAAAGGUUAGGAAUACCAAAGGCUGUGGCAUCACAACUGGAAAGUGCCCUGUUCUUAAUUUCAGAUCGUUACUUCCCAGAAUCAAUGGAACAUGUACUAUUAUUCAUAGAUUAUUGUCAUUUAAGUGAUGUGAACCAUCUGGUCCUAUUAGAAACUCUGUCAAAUCGGGUGCAAAAUGAGCUUAAUUCCAGGAGUAACAAAAACUUACUAACACCUACUGGUGGACUUACAAGCUCUUUGAAUAACCCUCUGACAGACGCACAUUCAAAUUUGGAAAUAAACUACGCCCAGUACCUGUUAGCACAUUUGAAGAAUUAUUCUAACCUACUACAGUCAGUAGUUUCAUAUAACAAGAUUCUUACGACAAACAACGUUGUUGACAUCAGCAGAUCAUAUUUUGAGUUUUUUAACACCUUAGUGGAGGGAGUUAAAAUCAUGUGUAAUUUAUCCAAAGGAGUUGGGCUAAAGGACUUAGAAAUGAGCAAAUUCUUACAGUCAACAUCUUUUUUGUUCUCGCAAAGCACACUAACGACACAUACAACAAACCCACUAACUAAGUCAAACGAUGUUACAUGCAGUCCAGGUGAUUCACUUUUCUACUUCGACGAUCGCAAACAAUUUAAAGAUAUAAACUUGUUCCAGUCUGCAUUAAAUUUACCUGAACUAGGAGGAAACCAACACAACGUUCACCUAUUAAUAUCGCCAUCUCUGUUCUUGAAUGAAAUGUCGUAUAAUAAGAGCUAUUUCAAGACAAAACUGUCAUCAUUCAGACUGUUUUCAAAGUUUAUGAAAAAGUAUAAAACCAGGCAGUACGAUGAGGAUACUCUUACAGAGCUUAAGAUCGUUUUAACUCUGGCCGAUACACAUCUGUUGUAUUUGUUCAAGUAUUCAAUGCUAAAGUUCACAGAGUACUACACGUUCUACACAUCUCAGAAAAACUCGUUCUCACUCAACUGCUUAGUCCCAGUGAUCCUUGACCUAUUUGAGUUUAUCAGGCACGUUACAAAGAUAUUCUGCUACGUUCACUCAAUAGAUCUGCCGGAGUGCUUCGAGGAUAACGCCCAGCUUUACUUCAGUGGGUUAAUCAACCUCAUCCACUUCAACGACCAGUUUAUAACAGAACAUGAUACUCUAGGAACAUUGAUGAGCCUAAAAGUGGUGAUAAUGAAGCUAUUCAGGUAUUACGCAGAACGAUACCAGGAAGUAUUCCACCCAUUUGUGUUUACGUGUAUCGAGGAUGUUGUUAAAUUAUGUCGAGGGAUUAGCCAAGAUUCAACCUACGAUAAGCUGUGCUGCUCUGCACUUGACUUCCUGUCAUCUUCGUCAUCAACUCACUGGAGAGCUUCUCACCAGGGUUCUGCCAGAAACAACCCGUUUAUGAAUAACUCGUUCCUGGCUGAGAUCAUCCAGAACAUCAUUGUGCCAAAUAUCGGAUUCAGAGAAUGCGACUUGAUUCUACUGGAUGACUGUCCCAUAGAGUUUGUCCAGAGAGAGCUGGAUUCUAACAACUGUUCAAGCAGACGUUUCUCAUCAAUCACCUUCCUAAAGAAGCUAGUUUCAGGAUACGGCCAAGUUUGCCAACAAAUAAUAAACCAGGUGGCCAAAACUGUGGCUUCAAAUAAUGAUUAUAAGCUAAAGGAACUGUAUCUUCAGCUCAUCAUUUGUAUUAACUUUAAGGACUCGUCUGGUGAUUUCAACGUUAUCACGUACUUUACUGAUUAUUUGAAGAAUGAGUUUGUUGUGUUAUCACAGAAUCCGCUGACUCGAGAAAAAAUGCUCAUCAUUUUGGCCAUCAUAAAGUAUAUAUACACGUUUAAGAAUUUGUUGCCUGAGUCUGAGCUAGCAACCGUUGUACCAUAUCUUGUUUUAUAUCUGCGAAAUUCACACGAAGCAGUUCGUUCGUUCUCAGCCGAGGCUAUAUACAGACUUUUGGGAAAAUUAAGAUUACAUAAAGAUACGCUAAAAACAUGUUUACUCCAGGGGUUGGAACAUCUGUUGACAAUGAUGCGUGGUUGUGGAAGAGCGGGAAAUGAGUUUUACGCAAAGUGUACUAUGAGGAUACUUAUAUAUUUGAGAGAGGAUAUCAGAGAAAGCGGGAUGGUGAUGAUAGAUAUCAUAAUCAGUCUAAUAAAAUCGGUUUCUGAUAAUCCAGUCAACCCGUCAUAUAACCACCUCCUCUUUGAGUGCCUUUGUAUAUUACUGAGAAUUCAUCUUCAAACACAGUCUUACACAGUUUCAACAACUCUCGAGAAGAUUGAGGAGGCUUUGAUCCCUACUCUAGGCUUGAUUAUUCAGCAGGAAAUGCAUCCAUUCAUUCCAUACAGCUUACAGGUGUUGAGUAUAAUGUUGAAGUAUGCAAGCAAGCCCUCGACAACAUAUGUACAACUUUUGAGUCAUCUAGUGUGUAUUGAUACAUGGAAAGUUUCAAUCGCGAAUGCACAGGGCAAUAUAAAGCUUCUGGUGUGCUAUUUUGAGAAACAUACGUUAUUUGAGAAUGAAAUCAUGACAAACAUGGAGAAGAUACUGAAUAUAUUCCACUUCUGCCUUAACCACAGGAGACUGUCAAGGUAUUCGUUGGACUUGAUCAACGGGAUUGUGAGAUACUUGCCACUUAACUACUACAUCAACUUCCUAAAGUCGAUUGUAACCGUUCUUCUAACGUACAUUCACAACAACAAGAGCGGAGAGACGUUGACUGACGUCGUCACCUCGAUAUCGUACAUAACGCUACAGCUACACAUGCAAAAGUACGCACACUCACUGGUGGAAAUUCUAGAGUCGAUACAGUCUGGAAUAAGUGUAAACUUCAUCAGGCUUAUAUACCUGCCAAAUGCAAAGAAGGCAAGCUCCUUGGAGGCAAAGAAGGUACACGCCAUAGCAGUGGCGAAGAUAGCAACGUCAGAUCAGAUGAAGGCAAAUUCUGAACUUUUUAGGCUAAUGAUGGAGUUUUUGGCGGAGCUAAUCUCGGGGGAAAACAUGACUCUGGAUUCACCAAAGGAGGACCUGCUAACAAUAGGGAGCGUGAGUGAACUGGGUAACCUGUGCAACAUGGAUAACAUAAACUACGGCGAUUUCAACUUCGACGUCAGCUACGUCAAGCUGCACUCAGUGGAGGAGGAUAAGAACAAGUUACUGGAUAGAAGCCUGAGAGUCGAGGAGAUCAUCAGAGGAAUUCUCACACAAGUCGGACCGCUCCUAAAGGCUUCAGCUUCAAUGUCGAACACUGUCAACGUUCUAAUGCAAUUUAUCGCAUGAAAACAUCUUGUACAUUUUGUGUAAGUAAUAUAGUUUCAUAUUUGAAAAUAAAUACAUGAUCACGGGAAAUUCAUCUACACAACUAAUCUAUGAGUUGAAAUUCAAUAAAAAUUAAAAUAAAUAUAUUCGCUAAAAUUGGAAUUAGCUAAAUUUGUUGUUAAAGUUGUAUGAAAGUACAUUUACGUUGAUUUUUUUGUGUACUAGUGG
Theileria parva strain Muguga is the source of this 3967-nucleotide messenger RNA. RefSeq names its product CAS/CSE domain protein (gene cse1l). The record is from RefSeq and is a predicted model, not a curated record. The coding region runs from base 128 to 3760 and encodes 1210 amino acids. NCBI's taxonomy places the organism in Eukaryota, Apicomplexa, Aconoidasida, Piroplasmida, Theileriidae. The transcript has 7 exons. Gene Ontology annotation, cellular component: nuclear envelope; cytosol. Gene Ontology annotation, molecular function: small GTPase binding; nuclear export signal receptor activity. Gene Ontology annotation, biological process: protein import into nucleus; protein export from nucleus.